Messenger RNA from Ilyonectria robusta, 1758 nucleotides. RefSeq lists its product as uncharacterized. The record is from RefSeq and is a predicted model, not a curated record. Lineage: Eukaryota; Fungi; Ascomycota; Sordariomycetes; Hypocreales; Nectriaceae. The transcript has 2 exons. The coding region runs from base 1 to 1758 and encodes 585 amino acids.
AUGUCUCGCCCCGGCUCGCCCAACAGCAGCAGUGACAAGACGGCCCGCUCGUCCUUCUCCUCGGUGCGAGAGAACGACGACGGGCUCGCGCAGACGUUUACGCGUUCCAAAAUCUCCUCCUAUACCCAAGGGACGGAAGAGGUAUUCGAUGAAUCACCCACUGCUGAGAUUGCCCAGCCAUCCUUCCAGGCUCCUCUGACGCAGCCUCACAGUCGGCUUCAUGGCUUUUGGUAUCCUGCGGAUAACUUCCGCGGAUGGAAGCAGAUCCCCAUCAAGGGCAAGGCCGCCAGCCGCAGCUGCGAGGACUUGCACAAGCUGUCCAUGACAUGGAGCUCUCCCGCACCCGUCGUGGCCAAGCCUCUCGAUCACUAUGCGACCGGAACGUCGCCAAUGGAGCGUCUCCCGAGUGAGGUUCUAGGUGCCAUUAUCGAUCUUCUCGUCAUUGAGAUCCCUCCGAACGGCCUCACCACUCGCAACGCCGAUUUGAUGGCCCUCCUCCUCACCUCGCGCUCUAUCCACGCCGCCACGCUCAACACUCUCUACCGACAUAUCACGAUCCCCCACUCGCGCAUCUUCCGCAAGUUCCUGAACACCGUCACCGAGUACCCCGCCCUUGCCUCUAUCGUGCGGCGCAUGGACUUCAGUCACUUCAACCCUUCGACCAUCUUUUCGACCGCCAGUGAGCGGGCGCAGACUCGAAAUCUGACCUCCGAGACCCUCUUGCAGUGUUUGGAGCUGACCCCAUACCUUCAGGAGUUCCUCGCGCAAGAGUAUAUUGACGAGGAUCUUGGUCCCGAUGUUCUCAAGAAGUUGUUCUUUGGCAUGCCCCGCCUCCAAGCGGUUGAUUUCUGCGGUUGCGCUUCGCCCGCCUUCAAGAAUUCGUUCCAGAGCCUACUUCAGUCCCCCUGGCCCGAGACUCUUACCCUUACCCGCGUGUCCUUCCAUAAGUGCCUAAGCUUGCCCGCAUCUGUCUACGAGAUGAUCCUGCCUCGCCUCGAGCGAGUUACCCACCUUGACCUCGCUGGAACGCGGGUCACGGAUCUGGCGCUGCAGAGUAUCCCCGAGACUGCGAGACUCACACACUUGAACCUGGCCAAGUGCAGGGAGCUGACUUCUGAGACGGUGGUCAAGUUCAUCACUACACACCCCUCUGUCACUCAAAGCCUGGUUGUUCUAAGCCUUGCCACCAUUGCGAGUAGCCAUCUCUUGCUAGGCAAGGCCGAUGUGGACGCCAUUCUCCCCCGGCUACCUAGCACCCUGCGAUCCCUUAGCUUAAAGGGCAGCAGGAUGGACCCCUCCCAAAUUCCUCUUCUCACCCCUCUUGUCCAGCAACUGGAGGAGCUCGCUAUCGGCCGCGGCCUUGAGCUCGGCGAUAUCCACAAACUCCUGUACCAGGACCAGCAAUGGAUCCCCCACAACCUUCGGUAUCUCGAUAUCUCCGACAUCGAUACCAUCAUCGGAAGUGCAAAUGCACUUCUAGGCCCCGCUUCCGCCCCGCUGCACGUUAUCGAACUCGAGGAGCGAGCAUACGAGCGAGCCGCCAAGGCCAAGAAGAACCUAGAGAGCGUGGGAUGGACUGCCAAGGAGUUUGGUAGUCGCUAUUGGCUUGUCCGCAUGAACUCGGACGGCACAACUCGGGACAAUGGUGCCCGGUGGUGGAAGAUGGGCGCCGAGAGCUGGGGCAUGAGGAAGAUCCCGGUAGCGGAGGCCGACGUCGGAGGCAUGUACGGCACCUUUAUGUUCGGGCGACGACUCUAA